AUGGAGUUGUAUUGGAUGGUUGGUAAUGAUGGAAUGAAGAGAAACAUGGCUCAUGACAGCUCUGAGUUUUUGGGCUUCUUACUCAACAAACUACAAGAUCAAGAGAAUGCCUUCAACUUUUUUUGUAAUUUCUCUGAAGAGAAAGGAGAAGCUUUCACAACGCUGGUGCAAACUUUUUUCAACAGCAAGAUGUUGACUGUUUCACGAUGUUUGGUUUGUGGAACGGAGAGCGAUCGUGUCGAUCUAUUUAGAGAGCUGCAACUGUCCUUCCCCAACACCAACUACUCUGAAAACCAGACCGUGCAGUCGCUGCGGGACUACUUCUUUGAGCCGGAGAAAUUGACCGAAGAUAACCAAUGA
Messenger RNA from Phaedon cochleariae (mustard beetle), 360 nucleotides. Lineage: Eukaryota; Metazoa; Arthropoda; Insecta; Coleoptera; Chrysomelidae. The record is from the annotation of a GenBank genome assembly.